Molecule: messenger RNA, 3048 nt
Organism: Lethenteron reissneri (Far Eastern brook lamprey)
Lineage: Eukaryota; Metazoa; Chordata; Hyperoartia; Petromyzontiformes; Petromyzontidae
Product: procathepsin L-like
Biological process (GO): proteolysis
Molecular function (GO): cysteine-type peptidase activity
Source: RefSeq, a predicted model, not a curated record
GAUUCUGGCCGCGUAUAAAAAGAGGAGGCGACCCGGUCCCUUGAGACAUCACGGACACGGUGCCCCCCCCCCCCACACCAACUCCUUGGUCGGUGCAUCUCGCUUGCAAUGGUGAAUCAGAGGACCGCCGUGGCUCCGCCCCUCCUCCUCAUCCCCCUCGUCGUCGUCGUCAUGGUCACCGUUGCCGUGGCGACGCCGGCAGGACCGGAGCAGCUGGGAGACCCUCACCUGCAGCCGCACUGGGAGGCAUGGAAGAGCCGCUACGACAAGGCCUAUGACGAGGCAGAGGAGGGCCGGCGUCGCCUCGUGUGGGAGCACAACCUAAAGAUGAUCGACCGGCACAACCUGGAGGAGGCCCUCGGCAAGCACUCCUACACGCUGGCCAUGAACCAGUUCGGAGACGUGUCGGAGGAGGAAUUCGAGCUGCAGAUGGCGGCGUUGGAGCCGCUGGCAGAUGACGACGGUGACGCGAGCGAGGAAGACAACGAGGUGAAGAAGUGGACAGAGUCGUCCGUCAAUGCUCCACUCGACAUGUCCCUGCCGAACGAGAUGGACUGGCGGAAUCGCGACGCCGUGACGCCCGUCAAGAACCAGAAGAAACCGAGGAACUGCUGGGCCUCGUGGGCCUUCUCGGCCACGGGCGCGAUGGAGAGCCACUGGAAGAUCAAGCAUAGCGGCGAGAUGAUGGAGCUCAGCGAGCAGCAGCUCAUCGACUGCUCGCGCCCGUACGGCGCGCGCGGCUGCCGCAAAGGCUCGGCGAGCAUGGGGUUCGUCGCCGUGCAGGAGAUGCAGGGCAUCGAGACGGAGGACGCAUACCCGUACGAGGGCAGGGACAACAUCGCGUGUCGCUUCAACAUCAGCCAGCGCUCCCCGGUGAGGGUCUCCGGCUACAAGAGGGUCCCCAGCGGCAGCGAGUCCCAUCUGCAGGCCGCCUUGGCCACCGAGGGACCAGUGGCGGUGGCGAUCGACGCGCGGCACAUCAAGAUCUUCUACAAAUCCGGCAUCUACUACAGCCGUUUUUGCCGCAAUAAAGCCAAGAGGCUGCACCACUCCAUGCUCGCCGUGGGAUACGGCACGGAGGAUGGCAAGGAUUUCUGGCUGCUGAAGAACAGCUGGGGCGCUGGGUGGGGGGAGCAAGGCUACAUGAGGCUGGCGAGAAACAGAAACAACAACUGUGGCGUCGCCAGUGACGCCACGUACCCAGUCGUGUGACCCAGCGAGCGGCCAGGCUGCUCGGCCUAGAGGCGCUUGAGCUCCAGUGCCCGUGCCCGUCACCUCUCCGCUGCCACCACGUCCAUCACGUCCAUCACCUCCACGUCCAUCACCUCCACGUCCAUCACCUCCACGUCCAUCACCUCCACGUCCAUCACGUCCAUCACCUACACGUCCAUCACCUCCACCACCUCCACGUCCAUCACCUCCACCACCUCCACCACCACUCCCAUCACCUACCCGUCCAUCACCUACACGUCCAUCACCUACACGUCCAUCACCUCCACCACCUCCACCACCACGCCCAUCACCUACACGUCCAUCACCUACACGUCCAUCACCUACACGUCCAUCACCUCCACCACCUCCACCACCAUGUCCACGUCCAUCAUCUCCACCACCACGUCCAUUAUCUCCACCACCUCCACCACCACUCCCAUCACCUACCCGUCCAUCACCUACACGUCCAUCACCUACACGUCCAUCACCUCCACCACCUCCACCACCACGCCCAUCACCUACACGUCCAUCACCUACACGUCCAUCACCUACACGUCCAUCACCUCCACCACCUCCACCACCACGUCCACGUCCAUCAUCUCCACCACCACGUCCAUUAUCUCCACCACCUCCACCACCACUCCCAUCACCUACCCGUCCAUCACCUACACGUCCAUCACCUACACGUCCAUCACCUCCACCACCUCCACCACCACGCCCAUCACCUACACGUCCAUCACCUACACGUCCAUCACCUACACGUCCAUCACCUCCACCACCUCCACCACCACGUCCACGUCCAUCAUCUCCACCACCACGUCCAUUAUCUCCACCACCACGGCCAUAAAAUUCCACGUCCAUCACCCCCAUCACCUCCACGUCCAUCACCUACACGUCCAUCACCUCCACCACCUCCACCACCACGUCCAUUAUCUCCACCACCACGUCCAUAAAACUCCACAUCCAUCACCUCCACCACCUCCACGUCCAUCACCUCCACCACCUCCAACACCAUCGCCUUUUGCACCGAUAACCACCAUCGCCAUCACCACCAUCUCCAUCACCACCACCAACAAUACUUCUGUCUGUACUAACAUUACCACCACCAACACCAUCAUAGACACUGACAACACCACCACCGCCACUAAAAAUACUACCACUACUACCAUCACCAGACACGUACUGACACCUCCACUUCCGUCACUACGAUCAUCGACGCUAUUGAUACUUCCAUAACCACCACUACCAACACAACCGCAGACGCGACUGAAACAUCCAUCGCCAGCACCACUUAACAAACAUCACCACCGCUUUAACUGACGUAGCCACCAUAACCUUCACCGCUGCUGCCUUUGCCACCACGACUGCUAACACUACCACCACGACCAACACCACCACAACCAAAAUCAUAUCCACAAACAUCACUUACAUCAGCACUUUCAGCACUACCAACACUAUCAUAGCCUUAACACCAUCACCACCAGCACCACUGCCAUGGUUAACUACCACUACAAUGGCUGCCACAAACACUGUCACAACUACUACUGCCCACAUCACCACCAAAUGCACCACUGUCAGUUUGCUUUUUAUGUGGGCCGUGAGGACUGGAGUCUCUGAAUCCUCGUCUGUUUUUUGGGUCGGACAUAAGGCAUUGCCACUCAGACAUACUGAGGAGUUGACAUUGGAGGCUGGUUGAUCGGGCCACAGCGACACAAUAUAAUUGGGUUUAAUCGUUGCGAUAUUUCUGAAUUAAAAUGCAUUAACAAUUCUUGCUUGUAGUGUUUUGCCUAUGUUUAGCUUUCGAUUUUAAUUCCCAAUAAAAUAUGUUGAACAGUU